AUGUCACCCGAACAAACCGCCGCAUACCUCGCCCGCUUCCGCGACCGCAUCGCCACUAUCCGCCAGAACGUAACUGUCGUCUCCCUCAAAGGCAAGUUCGCAAACCCCAUCCGCCGCAGAGAAGACCUGGGACGCAGGGGAGAUAAUGCACGAACGGCACUGUCUGCGUCGCUGGGUCUGUAUUAUACUGGCGUGGAUAAGUCGGAGGAGGAUCUGAGGGAUGUGAGUCCCGUGGGGUGGGGGGAUGGGGAUGGUGAUGGGGAUGGGGAUGAAGAUUGUGAUGGGGAUGAGGAUGGAAGGUCUGAUAGCAUGGAACCUCUGCGGAAUCGCGAUCGAGAUUCCAGCAGAGGGGAUAUCAACGACGGGACGUGGGGUGGAGAAUGGGAGUUAGAUAUGGAUAGGGAGGAGGAGCGGUUGAUGCGUAUGGAGCACCGGAUUGCGGAAGAGCGUGAAGAGAGUGUAUCGGGUGGGGAAAAGAGUAUGCUAAGGGAUCUGGGGGCUGAGGAGUGGAAUGGGGGAGGGGCAGAUGAAGAGGCGCGAGAUGAAGAAGCGCAGGACGAGGAAGCGCAAGACGAAGAAGCGCAGAACGAAGAACCGCCAGACGAAAAACCAUCCCAUACUGCUACCCAAGACGAAGAGAACGAAGACGAAGAACCACCCUAUCCCGCCAGCCAAGGAAACGAAGACUCCAUCUCCCUCCCCUCAAACCCCUACCCCGAAGACGACUUCCUCCUCCCCCUAACCCGACAACCCGCACGAACCACACCUCCCCCGCCCUUCCCCUCCCCUCCCAACCUAAUCAUCCACCCAAACUCCUCACCGGGACUAUCGAUUCCAUCACCCGGACCAUCGAUACCAUCAAACCCUUACCCAGAAGACGCACCGUCCUCACCAACCCCCUCUUCCCAGCCCCCUCCACCACCACCACCCCGACCCACACAAUCCCCAUCCCCAUACUACCGCGCUAACGAUCUCGCCUAUUAG
This is a messenger RNA of Alternaria conjuncta, 984 nucleotides long. RefSeq lists its product as uncharacterized. The record is from RefSeq and is a predicted model, not a curated record. The transcript is spliced from 3 exons. The coding region runs from base 1 to 984 and encodes 327 amino acids. Lineage: Eukaryota; Fungi; Ascomycota; Dothideomycetes; Pleosporales; Pleosporaceae.